This is a messenger RNA of Sipha flava (yellow sugarcane aphid), 1785 nucleotides long. RefSeq lists its product as uncharacterized. Lineage: Eukaryota; Metazoa; Arthropoda; Insecta; Hemiptera; Aphididae. The transcript has 3 exons. Bases 458 to 1156 code for a protein of 232 amino acids. The record is from RefSeq and is a predicted model, not a curated record.
UCUCGACGCCGGAGCCGCUCUUCAGUCGUUGGACCACGCGCAACUCUUCCGGGUGUCGAGUGAAUCGGAACCGUUUCCGAGCACUCUUCUUCUACGUACGUUCAUCGUCGCCGCCGUCGCCGCCGCCGCCACUUGGAAUAUUCCAGUCGAAUAAUAUUAUACGUAUUUUUAUUAUUUUUUUUUUUUUUAAAAUAAACUAUUUACGCUCGUUACAAACACGAUAUUCAGUGUCGUUUGGCGGUUUAUUAUUAUUUUUUUUUUUUUCUACACGCGUUAUAGACAAUCAUACGUUAUCGUACGUGCGGUUUUUUUUUACCGGAAAAUAAUUUUUUUCGGUUUUUAUAAAAUUUUUUUUUUCGACGCGAAAAAAAAAAAAUUUAAAAUCCAACACUGUUUUACCGAGGUUGGUCGCCGAAAAAAAAAACCAGAGAGAUUAAACGAAAUACGCUGCAUCGCCAUGGCUGUACCGUUCAGAGUCGAAGGCGACAGUGAAGAUCAUUCGUAUUUGCGAAUCGAAAAUUUACUCAAAGAAUUGUUGACAUUGCUCAGAUGGAUGCCCUGGACAACCGUCACCGGCAUGCCCACAGCGACCGCGGUCAUCGACAAUUCGCAGGCCACGUUCAUGCUACAGCGCCGGCAGACCGCGGGCAACAGACAGCAAUCCGCGCGCGGGCUCGUUCAUCACCACCGCAGACUGGCCACAGCCACCGCCGAGACGCACAACCGAUCGGAAGGGCAACAGCAGCAGUUACCGUUGCCCGACUUGAUCACGUCGACCAUGUCCUCAGCGCCACCGCCACCGCCGCCGCCGCCGCCGCCGCCGCAACCGUCUGCGGACAAGAAACCGACCAAGAAGAUUUUGCUCGAAGUCGAACUGUGCCCCGAGUGCUAUUACGAUCAUCAAAAGUUCAAAGUCGUCGCGGCCAACCGACGGGACAAGUCGAACGACGGACUUCCGUUGUCUCGACGACACCGGUCCACCGGAAUCGCCGACCGCAGAUCGUUCGACAAUGACGCCGAAGAAUCCGUAGUUGUCGUCAAAAAGUCGAAUGUAAAACAGCGACUCAUGUCGCUACUUACACCGUCGAAAAUCGACUCGUCCAUUCUCACUGCCGUGUUCGUGAUCAUCGGCUGGAAGAUGUUCAUUAAACAAUAGUUGUGUUUCGAAAGAGAGAGAGAGAGAAAGAAAAACAAAAUUUUUCACGUCUAAAAGACUACAAUAAGGUUCCAGUCACGGUUAUGGUGACUACAACAAACUUUUAUUUUUAUGCUAAUCAAAUCGACCGUUGAUCUCAAUACUUGCUGAAUUGUGAGAUGAUCCGCAAACGUAGCCAAAUUUAAUUUAUAUUAUUUAAUUUUAUCAUGAUUAAUUAUUAUUUUUUUAUUAUUAUUUUACUAAUUUUACUAUUAUAGACUCUUAAGUGUGUAUUGAUCAGCUACUGCUGUUAUAAGAUACAUAUGCUUCGGGGUUUUUUUUUUUUUUUUUUGUAUAUUAAAUUAUUAUAUAAUAAGUGUAAAUUUUUUUUUUUUUUGUAAUUAAUCUCUAUUUCUACGCUUUUUCUGUUGUAUUUUAAUAUCGUUUCACAUAGAAAUUCUGCGGUUUCAGUCCCAGAUCUGUUCACAUUUUGAUCUCGUUUUUUAAAACUAUAGAUUUCUGAACGGCAAUACCGCAGCGCGUCGCGUUUGCGGUUUUGAAUUAGUACGAAAUGCUAUAUAUUAUAUUAAUUUUUUUUAUAUUUUGUUCACUGUAAAUAAGCGCGUUUUUAAUUUUAUUACACACACACA